Molecule: messenger RNA, 429 nt
Organism: Anisakis simplex (herring worm)
Lineage: Eukaryota; Metazoa; Nematoda; Chromadorea; Rhabditida; Anisakidae
Source: the annotation of a GenBank genome assembly
AUGUUUCGAUGCAUUUUAGUGGUUGAUUGCGGUGUUGUGCAGCAACGUCAUGCGACUUUACCGGUGUGUCCGCCGGGUGCACGACCAAUGUACCGUCCUGAUGGCGAACCACGCAAGUGCUUACCACAUCAGAACAGCCUUUGCAUCAAUGCUCUACCAGAUCAACCGAAUGCGGAAACUGUAUGCUGUUGGCAUAACCUGGUGGAUUAUUACUGUUGUUUGGACGUGAGGCCAGCAGAAUGUCCGAACUACCGUAAUGUUACUGUCGUUGUACAUAACGCAUACCCUCAUAACCCUUUCGCACUGCGAUCUUAUCAUUUCAGAGAAGGAAUUGAGGAUGAACUAGCGUCUUUGGCCGAGAAAGGCUUAUUGUCGCGGAAUGAUCUGCAGAACGAGGACCGAAUUUCUGCAAGGCGUAACGCUGACUAG